Emiliania huxleyi CCMP1516 is the source of this 1901-nucleotide messenger RNA. RefSeq lists its product as hypothetical. Bases 5 to 1828 code for a protein of 607 amino acids. Gene Ontology annotation, biological process: positive regulation of transcription by RNA polymerase II. Gene Ontology annotation, cellular component: histone acetyltransferase complex; transcription regulator complex. The transcript has 4 exons. NCBI's taxonomy places the organism in Eukaryota, Haptophyta, Isochrysidales, Noelaerhabdaceae. The record is from RefSeq and is a predicted model, not a curated record. Gene Ontology annotation, molecular function: chromatin DNA binding; transcription coactivator activity; histone acetyltransferase activity.
CGCGAUGUACGUGCAGGAGUACGGCUCCGAGUGCCCGGAGCCAAACACCAACCGCGUCUACAUCUCGUACCUCGACUCGGUGCGCUACUUCAAGUCGGCGCCCGAGGGGCAGCGCACCACCGUCUACCACUCGAUCCUCAUCAACUACCUCGACUACGCGCGCGGCCUCGGCUUCGAGCACGGCCACAUCUGGGUGUCGCCGCCCAAGCAGGGCGACGACUACAUCUUCUACGCGCACCCGGAGGUGAUGCUGCAGAAGCGGAUGGGGCUGCUCAAGCUCAAGGAGUGGUACGAAAAGAUGCUCAUCAUCGCGAAAGACAAGGGGGUCAUCGCCGAUUUCCAGGACAUGCUCGACGCGUACAAGGACAUCGAGUCGGCCUCCGACAUCCCCGUCUUCUCUGGCGACCAUUGGGCGGCGUCGAUCGCGCUCAAGAUCCAGGAGCUCAAAAACAAGGAGAAGGAGCUCGCCAAGAAGAAGGGGGGCGGGCACAACGGCAAGGGGAGCAAGGCGGCGAGCGGCAGCGGCGUGCACGCCGACAUCAAGCAGGAGGAGGCGCUCCUCAACCAGAUCCAGGAGGAGAUGCGCUCGAUGCGCAACCACUUUAUCGUCGUGACGCUCGCCGAGCAGAGGCAGGCCGGCAAGCGCAACAAGGUGGUUGACCCGGUGCCGAUCAUGUCCAACGAGUUUGUGGACCAGCGGUCGUCGUUCCUCGAAAAGUGCCAGAUGUACCACUGGCAGUUUGACGAGGAGGUCAACGCGGCGCACUCGACGCUCAUGCUGCUCUACUACCUGCACGGCAUGCACCGGACCGCGGCGGCCGCGCGCCAAAAGGCCGCCGCCGCCGACCUCGCCGCGCGCGGCUUGGGUGGCGCCGGCGCGAGCAGCGAGCAGCAGCAGCGCAGCCGCUCCUCCAAGAUCGAGAUGGCGAUGCAGGACUGGACGCAGCUGCUCAACCACGCCAACGAGGCCGCCGCCUCGGAGACGUGGGAGCUGCCGCCCGAGGAGCUCUUCCUGCGGAUCCUCGCGCAAAUCAACAAGUCGAAGCGCGACAUCCUGCAGGAAAAGUAUAACCAGUGCCGCGACCCGUCCACGACCGCCGCCACCCGCUCCGUCUUCAUCCGCGUGCUCAAGCGGAUCGCCGAGUCGUUUAUGUCGUGCCUGCACAACAUGCAGGCCAACCGGCAGCUGCCGAACGCCGCAGCCUCGUCCGCCGCGGCCCCCGCCGCCGCGAGAUCCGCCCCCGCCGCCGCUGCUGCGCGGCCGCCCUUGCCCGCGCCCGGCCUCGCCUCCGCUGCGCCGUCAGGACUUGCUCCGCCGCCGGCCAGCCCAGCCGCCGCUGCCGCGAGCGGCGCGGCGCCUGCUCCGAGGUUCGCCCCCGCCCCCUCGUCUGUGUUGGGCUCUGCUCCUCCCACGCUGCCGCCGGCCACCCCGGCCACCGCAGCUGCUGCGGCCGCCGUCUCCAGCGCGGCCGCCGCGUCCACCGCCGCCGCCGUCGCCGCCGCCGCUGGCGGCAUCGGCGCGGUUGGCUUGCCCGGAUGCGCCGGCGCCUCUGCGGGCGCCCCUGGGCCCCCGGGGCUCGCCGCCGCCGUCGCGUCCUCCGUUGCGGGAGCUGCGCCGACGCCGGCCACCCCUGCCGCAGCUGCGGCGGCCGCCGUCGCCGCCCCUGCCGCUGCCGCUGCUCUCGCGCCUGCUGCUGCCGCGGCGCCUCCUGCUGCUCCGGCGCCGCCCGCCGCUCCAGCGCUUGCUGCUGCCGCUGCCGCUGCUGCUGCCGCUGCUGCCGCUGCUGCCGCUGCUGCUGCUCCGGCGCCUGCCGCAGCGUCGCCGUGACGGGACAAGGUAUCGUGUGCGGGGCACAGCUUGGUGUCUUUUGUUCGUUGUAACUCUUCUCUCUCAUAAAUCG